UGAAAUCUCCCAAACUAUAAUAAAUAUGCAAUCCCGGCUUCGGUCAAUUACAAAACACAACGUCUCCACGUUCCGGCGGCAUUAUGUCUCUGAGAUCGCCGGCUCUCUUGGGGAUCUUGGGACUUUUCUUCCCAUUGCACUAGCCCUCGCCUCGAAUGGAACGGUCUCCCUUGCAAGCACUUUUAUAUUCUCUGGUCUAUUCAACAUUUUGACGGGACUCUUCUUCGGCCUUCCACUGCCAGUGCAACCAAUGAAAGCCAUUGCCGCAAUGGCUCUCGCUCAGUCCUUCUCUCCCGGCUCCAUCGCAGCUGCGGGGAUCUUUGUGGCUGUUGUUCUCUUCGUGGGGAGCGUGACCGGGUUACUCGAAUGGUUUACCCGCGUAAUUCCUAUUCCCGUCAUCAAGGGAAUCCAGGUCGGCGCUGGAUUGUCUUUGGUGAUGGCAGCCUGCACAACCCUGCAUAGCCUUGGAUGGAUUCACCCUUCGUGGGCCGACAAUCGCCUCUGGGCGAUUGGUGUCUUUGUCGCGCUUCUUCUCACCAACUCCGCUGCCAGACGUCUGCCGUACGCCCUUGUUGUCUUUAUCAUAGGUAUAAUCCUGGCGAUCAUCCGUAGCGCGCUAUCGUCCCAUCUUCCCUCAUUUGCAUUCUGGCAUCCGCAUAUUGUGGUUCCAGUCGGCCACGAAUGGUCCAAAGGCGCCAUCGAUGCCGGUCUCGGCCAGCUUCCACUCACGACAUUGAACUCUGUCAUAGCGGUCGUGCAUCUCGCCGCUGAUCUGCUACCGUCUGUCCCGACUCCUUCUGUAACCGCCAUCGGCCUCAGUGUCUCCUUAAUGAAUCUAGUCGGUGUUUGGUUCGGCGCUAUGCCCGUCUGCCACGGUUCCGGAGGGUUGGCCGCACAAUACCGAUUCGGUGCGCGCUCAGGGGCAAGUGUCGUGUUUCUCGGAGUAUGCAAGUUGAUACUCGGUCUCGUAUUCGGGGAGAGCCUAGUCGAUCUAUUGCACCGUUUCCCGAAAGCGCUCCUGGCUGUUAUGGUUAUUGCGGCUGGUCUGGAACUAGUCCGCGUCGGCGAGAGCCUGAAUACCUCUGGCGCGCGGGACCUGGGAAGACAUGCCGAGGACGCGAAUGAUUCGUCUCGGUUCCAUUUAAGCGAGGAGGAGCGAACGCGCAGGUGGAUGGUCAUGAUGAUUACAGUAGGACUACUGAUCGGGUUUAAAAACGACGCUAUAGGGUUCGUGGCGGGAAUGCUAUGUCACUGGGCUUAUGAGUUGCCAGGCCUUGUACACCGUGCAAAACACCGCUGGUCGGAGGGGAGAGUUCGGCUGCCAUAAGAUCUAGCAUAAGAGAAAGCAAUACGGUAUACACUAUACAGGACAGGGAGCAAUUAUACACAACUUGAAACGACUGCAUCGGAAAAUUAUGGCAUUUACGACUAGAUAAACAGAGCAGAGCAUAAGAGUACAUCUCCAUCUCAAAUCAAUUUCAUGGCGUCAUAGAAUCAUCCCAUUCUCCUUGUGUCACUGUUGAAACAAUUCUCAACUGGUUUUCUCAAAGUCAUCCUCCUCAUCAACAUCCUCAAUCCUCCUCGUCAUACCCUCGGAUUUCGCGUCAGGCAAGGCAGCUAACUCUCGUCCCUGCUCGUCAAAGCGGCGCUCCUCGACGAUAACGGGCUGGCCAAGAUCUUGCUGGAUUGUGCGGACAGUGGUCGUGCCGUCGGGCUCGGUGUGCGAAGAGGUAGUGUAGCG
Messenger RNA from Aspergillus versicolor CBS 583.65, 1741 nucleotides. Its product is annotated as putative sulfate/molybdate transporter. NCBI's taxonomy places the organism in Eukaryota, Fungi, Ascomycota, Eurotiomycetes, Eurotiales, Aspergillaceae. Gene Ontology annotation, molecular function: molybdate ion transmembrane transporter activity. Bases 26 to 1327 code for a protein of 433 amino acids. The transcript is spliced from 2 exons. The record is from RefSeq and is a predicted model, not a curated record. Gene Ontology annotation, biological process: molybdate ion transport.